Messenger RNA from Lutzomyia longipalpis, 9010 nucleotides. It is a transcript of the gene RhoGAP100F, whose product is annotated as rho GTPase-activating protein 100F. NCBI's taxonomy places the organism in Eukaryota, Metazoa, Arthropoda, Insecta, Diptera, Psychodidae. Gene Ontology annotation, molecular function: protein binding. The coding region runs from base 690 to 5315 and encodes 1541 amino acids. The transcript has 18 exons. Gene Ontology annotation, biological process: signal transduction. The record is from RefSeq and is a predicted model, not a curated record.
GGGAGAGAGUGUCGAACCGUCAGCGGAAGCAGGCAGACAGAGAGUGGACAUUUAUAGAUUUUCUUUCAGUGAAAAAUUACCCAUCUUCAGCCCAAUUUCUCUGCUCUGCCCCCUUUUUUCAAAAUCCAGUGAUUUUGAUUAGAUUUUCCGCCAUAAUUGUGUGCAAAAGGACGCGUGAACGUUGCAAGUGAGGUGAUUUUGUGUUAAACGGUCGUGAAGGACUGAUUGAAAAAAAAAACGAACUUUUUGAUUGAGAAAAUCUUGAAAAACUGAAAAUUCUUCAAGAGAUAAAAAAAAAGAAAAUUCUGUGGUUCGGAUUUCGCGAUAAAUAAAAUCAGUUUUGGGGCAAAAAAGAAAAAAAAGAAGUGAAUCUUUGCAACUCUCUUUUGAUUUUCUCUGCACAACCUGCUUGGAAAAUUCACAAAUGGUGGCUUAGAAAAUUGUGGGGACAGUGAACUUCGGUGGAUGUAGAUUGUGUUGGUUGUUUGGCACAAGGAAAAGCUUUUGGGCUGUUUAUGUGUUUUGCUGUGCCACCCCGGCCAUCGUCCUUGUCUGGCACCACGAGAAGUUUGUAAUAUGUCAGUGGGACGGUCUGCGACCAUUUGUUGGAUUCGUGGCUCAUUUCCGGCCGCCACCGAGGGUCUCUCUGGCAGCGUGGCGAACUUUGUGAUCACGGCCAGAUUCUACUAAUGCAGUGGCGGAAGUUCACGCGACUGAAAGCUGCUACUGGACAUUCGCGUACGCGAAGAAUGCUUUGCUGUGGACGGAGAAAGGAAAAUGGAAGAUCUGUGCCUGAUCUCACUGCUAGUCCGGGUCGAGCUCCACCUGGACCAAUGCCAAGCAACCAAGCGAAUAUCAUCUCGCAGCAGCGACAGGGCGUCAAGGAGCCCGUGCUUCUGCAGGGUGACUUCCGGAAGGUCUCUGGCAUCAGUUCAGAGAUUUUCCGGCAAAUUGAAGCUGUGGAGAAUGACCACGACCCGAGCACAGCGGCCGCACUCGAGUCGGUCGAGAGGAGGGGUGAAAUGAUUGUGCGAAUUUUGGAGCCACGAUGCAUCGGUGGGCGGCAAGCGGUUGAGGCGGCGCAGAAACUAAUGACAAAGGGUGAUGCUCGGCAUACAGUUCAGUUGGUCGAGAUUGUUAAGCGACCUGGUCAGACUCUUGGUCUCUACAUCCGUGAGGGCAAUGGAGCUGAUAGAUCCGAUGGUGUCUUCAUCUCUCGCAUCGCCCUAGAGUCGGCGGUUUACAAUAGUGGCUGUCUCAGGGUCGGCGACGAAAUCCUGGCGGUCAAUUUGGUGGACGUGACACGAAUGUCUCUGGAUGAUGUGGUUAUUAUCAUGUCAAUCCCGAGACGCCUGGUGCUGGCCAUUCGUCAGAGACGUGGUGGCCGUGGAGCUAAUUCCCCAGGACCACCGUCUAUGACACGACCUGAGCAGAAACCUCCACCGGUUGUGGUGAUCAAGAGGGAUCUCCGUGAGGAGGAUCUCGAUAUGAUGGAGCAGGAUCGACCAUCCAGAUCGCGAUCAUCACGCGAAAGACGUACAGGUGAUGGUAGAGAAAUGACAGAAUCCCGCUCGAGAUUGGGCCUUGGCCUAAAUAACUACAGCCCACAGAGUGAGCAGCUGGAUUUGUACUACAACAGCCGACCAAGUGCACAAAGUGAACCACCUAGUUGGGGGUACAAACCCCCGCCCCCGCCCUCCGUUAUCACUGAACAACCCAAAGGCGCCCACCAGUUCACACCAUCACAUGCUUACUACCAAAAUGCCGGUACCUUGGAAAGUCUGGCUGAGAAGGUGCACUCAUUCUAUCCUAGUGAUUCUUACGGCCCAAGUCGACGUAUGUCGGCAGGAGGAAUUGGAUCGAGUCAGUCCCACCAGAGAUUUCCACGAAGUGGCUCGGACCAGCAUCUUCCUCGUGUGGAGUAUUCGGACUUCUCAUCACUUGGGCGCCAUUCUUUGCUACGUUCCAGCCUCAAAACAGGUACCCCAACAGGUGGUGGAACCCUCGGUCGCUACGGACGCUACGAUCCACCAUCUCGAGCUCCCAAAUAUGGUGUUACACCAUCGUCAUCGCUGGCCCGACGAUCACGCCCAACGCUGGACUAUUCAAGUGACACAGAAGCAACAAUUGGUCCACGGCCUAGCUACUACUACUACAACAGGCCUGCCCUGCCCAGCCUCGCGAGUUCCGGACGUGCCAGUGUGACGGGAAUGAGUUCGGAUUUGGGUAAAUUCAACUCACUUCCCCGUGAACGACCCAGUGCAUCGCGGCUUGGCCUACGGAGUCGCCUUGGGGAUCGUCUUCUCGACGAGGGGGAUGGCAAUUGGUCAGGACCUGAGCUACCGCCACGGGAUCGUGUAGCCGCUCAUCUUUCAGAGCUGCGAUCGCGUCUAUCAGCCAGCCCGUCAAUCUUCACUUCCGACGAGUACCGUGCAUGGCUCCGACGUGCACCCAGCAGUUCGGCCAUCAGUGAACAAAUGCGAGCAUCCCGUGGACUCCUGGGACCCCACGUGGGAAGGUUCUCGUGCAGUGCUGAGAAUAUUCACGAUGCACUCAAAAACACUGAGAGUAUCUACAGCUCCAGGACGGGGGCAAUGAGUUCCACACUGGAUAGGCACAUGGGUGGACCUAGGGGUGCCCUAGCUGGGGUUCCCGUCCGAUCCCUCUCAUCGCAGCACUUGGGAACUCCGUCAUCCCUGAGGUCGCCGAGUAUGCGACGAAUGCGGCAGCUGCUGGAACUGAGCAGUGGCCCCGGAAGUCCAGCUGGGAGUAGUAUUAGUGGUCAUCAGAGUCCAGCUCCCACACCGAGCGCCACAUUGCCCAGACCACAGCGACAGAUCGACAUUAACCCGGCGGAAUUUGUCAAGUACAAGCUGGAUAAGCCCGUGAUGGAUGUCAAUGGGAUUUCGGGGAUGCUGUGGAUACAUCUUCUAGCGGGCAGGGGGCUACGAGCUACUCCCGAAGGAACCCAAACUCCCCAGCCUGCAGUGCGGGAUCUCUACUGUGUGCUGGAGUGUGAUCGUGUGCACAAAGCUCGGACUGUUGUCCGUUCUGGGGAUCUGCAAUUUGACUGGGAUGAGUCAUUUGAGUUGGAUCUCGUGUGCAAUCGUCAGCUGGAUGUUCUCGUGUACUCCUGGGAUCCGCAGCAUCGACACAAGCUCUGCUAUCGUGGUGCUGUGUCCCUGGCCACGAUCCUGCGUCAAUCACCGCUGCACCAGCUGGCGCUGAAAGUUGAACCGCGUGGUACGAUCUACCUCCGAGUACGGCACACGGAUCCCUCAACGCUGUACCGUCGUCGUGGGCUCCCAAGUCUCCGGGCCGGGUAUCCACAGCUCUUCGGUGCUGACCUGGAGACCGUUGUGACGCGUGAGGCGAAAGGGGCGCCCGGCAGUGCGCCCGUGCCCAUUGUCCUCCGACGCUGCGUUGAGGAAGUUGAGCGCCGGGGAUUGGACAUCAUUGGGCUCUAUCGCCUCUGCGGUUCGGCCACGAAGAAAAGGCUUUUGAGGGAGGCAUUUGAGAGGAAUAGCAGAGCAGUUGAAUUGAGUCCGGAUCAUGUUCCUGAUAUAAAUGUAAUUACUGGGGUGCUAAAGGACUAUCUCAGGGAACUUCCAGAGCCUCUGUUCACUAGAUGUCUCUUCCAAAUGACCUUAGAUGCUUUAGUAGCUGUUUGCUUACCAGACGACCCUGAAGGCAACGCAAAACUCAUGCUGAGUAUUUUAGAUUGUCUCCCACGGGCAAAUCGGGCCACCCUUGUGUUCCUUCUCGAUCAUCUCUCAUUGGUUGUGUCUGCGUCUGACCGCAACAAAAUGUCAGCCCAAGCCCUAGCCACAGUCAUGGGACCCCCAUUGAUGCUGCACAGCACAGGAAAUGCCGGGGAAAAUGUGGAUCAUGCACAACCAAUUGCGGUGCUCAAGUAUCUUCUGCAAAUCUGGCCACAGCCACACACAGCUGCAGCUUCAGAUACUGUUGUCUCUGCAUUCGCACCUACACAACACUACACAACAGGUCGACGCAGCGAGCCAAUCGGGCAGCGUGGAAACAGAGCCAGUGCAUUGCAAGUGGGCAAACCACAAGCCUCAUCCAACCUCCAUAUCUCACCCUCGGUGGCGGGCAGCAGCCCAUCUCAAGGCCCUCUUCCGCUCUCAGCCACUCUCAGCAAUCGUGCGUCUCCAUCAGCAGUGGGUCUGUUAGCUCAAUCGCCUCGAGCCUCGCCAAUUGCGGUCCAACAGCACCAUCCAUCGGCGGUCUCAGCGGUCUCGGCGGUGCGCGUCCAGUCGCCACCCGCCACACCCUCCCCCGGCAGUAGUUCCGCAUCCACAUCCGGCUCUGAAUCCGGCACCGACACAGUCAAGCGAGGUGCUUCGCCAGCAAUGAGUUUGUCUUCUGUGGCAUCCGCAUCGACGGUACGCCUCAGGGAGUCUGGUAGUUCGCAUUCGGUUAAACCCACGGAUGCCAAUGGGAAACCACAGAAGAAUGGCGCGAGUGACAUCAAUCCAUCCACCACAGAGCAAAUUGCAUCUCGCAGUGGUUUCAACUCCACCGACACAUCAUCGCUCACGAAUUAUUUGUCCAAAAUGUCAGCAGCAUCAUCAUCGUACGGUCAACCGUUGCGUUCCACCAUCACACCAUCCUCAACCGCCACAUCGGAGACGAGUAGCUUCAUGCUGCGAAAUCAAAUUAUGUCCACUCUCGGUAGCUACCAAUUCCCCUCGACGAGCUUGAGUAGUCGCCUGACGGACACCACAUCAUCCGUGAGUGCACUGGCGUCGGAAUAUUUGCGUAAGACUCAAAUGGAUAGCAGCACAGCACCACGUGCCGCAACAUCGGCGACAAGUUCCCCCUUUGCAUCCACAUCCAAGGGUGCGUACCAACCCCCAACGGACACCAUUGCAUCCAUCAUGGCGCGUACGGGCCACUCCCCAACAUUUGCCAGCACCACGGCUAACGGUGACACCGCAACAUCCCACACGGAGUCGGUAACGAGCAGUUCUAGCAGUGCACUGCUCUACGGGACACUACCCAAAAACGGUAGUCCCUACACUACGCGUGCCACAACAAAUGGUGGUGGCUCCACAUCCCCCUACAGCAGUAGCACGACGAAUAACAUUGAUUUAUACGGUGGUGCUGGUGGGAAUGGCUUCACCUAUGGCACGUAUAGGGUUCAGUAUUCCUCAACAAACCCCUUCCUGCCCACCUACAAUCCCGCCCAGUGCGAACCAUCGCAAUCUGCUAUCCCAUCGAUAACAAUCACGUCGAAAGACAGCGCCAGUGCGGCCAUUUCCACCACGACCAAUUCAAAAAUUGACACUGAAUAGAGCCCCUCCCCCCACACUCAGGUCCCUCCAACAGCUGACCCACUCCUUCCUGGCAAACUCUAUACCCAUUGUAGUGCUGCCUAUGUAACCCCUAUGCAGCACUACCUGGCGCAAUUUGCCUCGCAAGGAAUGAAUAAAAAAUGUACUGGUAAGCUGACCAAGCUUACGAGAGCUGUGUUUCUUUCAGUGUACCAAUUUUGUGAGAGCAAACUAGAACGCAAAUUCAUUUAAAUACGCGCAAAGUCGGGAAAAGUUGAAAAAUCAUCCCCCAAGAAAUCUUUAAAACGCCAUAUCUCGGGAACGGCUCCAUAGAUUUUCGAGUUUGAGCUAUCGUUGGAAAGGUCUUAACCUCAACUAUAAUAUAUUAAAAUAUGAAGUCAAUCGAUAAUAGCAUUUUCGAAAUAUUCGAGUUCGAAAUUUUCGAAAAUUUUUAUUUUGACUUUAGCGCCUCUCGCGGUCAUUUUUCGAACUUGCAAUGUUCUAGACAUUUGUAGAGCUUCACGAAACCUUUCAUUUGCGCUUGAGUUGAUUAAAAUCGGACUUGUAGAACCCGAGAUAUGACAUGCCAACUUUGGAAGGCUAUAUCUCGAGAACGGCGACAUAGAUUUUCUUCAUUUUUGGCAUGGAGCUAGAUAAUAUAGUCAGCUAUAACAUAUCAAAAAAUGAAGCAAAUCGAUAAUGGCGUUUUCGAGAUAUUAAUCGAAAACUCAUCGAAAAUUUUGUUUUUGAUUUUUGGCCCCCUAGCGGUCACUUUUGAAACUUCGGAUGUUCUGGAGAGUUGUAGGGUUUGUUGAGAUCUUUCAUUUGACCCCGGGUUGAUCAAAAUCGGUCAAGCCGUUUUCGAGUUAUGGUCGAUUUUCGAUGAAAAAUUGUGGCAGCCAUAUUGGCUAAACGGCUUGACCGAUUUUCGAAAAUGAGGUAUCGUUGGAAAGCUCUUGAUGGCCCCUACAACAUAUCAAAAUUUCAGAUUUUUAGCUAUUACAGGGGUUGAGAUAUAGCGAAAACAAAAUUUUGAGGUUAUUCAAAAUGGCGGACGGAGGGGUGGGGGGGUGGAUUUGACCUCAUAAUCGGAUGUCUUCCGGUCGAUAUUUAAACUUUGCCGUUGACCGCAAGUCUCUAUCUAUUACCGUUCUCUUGUAAUUUAGCAAAAGGUUCCGGACGGACGGACGGACGGACAUACGUUUUUUAGCAUACGUUUUUUGGAAUGUGGGGACCCUAAUUCGUGCUCAUCCCAAGUUUGAGCCCGAUCUGACGACUUUCGAUUUUGCUCGGUACACAAAAGCUGUGUCUGAAAGAAACACAGCUAAAAAUUGAGAAAGACUUUAAAAUGAAUUUUCGCACGAUUCAGUUGAAUAUCUCGACAAUAAACUACCGCGUAAGUUUCCAAUAAAAAACUACAAAUUAAGACAUUUUAUAUAAUUAAAAAUUACCUACAAUAAAUGUAGAUCUAUACUCACUCUCCUUGAAGAAAAUGAAAGAAAAAAAAAACAGAAAAAACGCUUUUUGAUGGUACAUUUUUAGAUAAAAAGAAAAAGGAAAAACAAAUAGAAAAUAAAUGCGAUAAAAUUAGCAUAUAAGCUAGUGGGGUGAAAAGGAUGAUAAAAUAGGGGGAAAAGGAUGAUUUUGCAUGAAAGUUGCGGGAAAAAAUGAAGAAAAUUUAUGGGCCAAACUAACAAAAUUUCCUAUCUAUCUCUUCUUAUAUAUGAAAACCUUUUCUAUCGCUAUAUGGACUAUUUCAGAAAAUAUACUCUAACAUUUUCUAUCUCCAUUUUUGUACAGAUUGCUAAAUGAAAAACCAUUUUAUACCAGAACCUUUCAACAAAAGAAAAAAAAUCAUUCAAAUCCUAUUAAAAUUUAUCCAUAAAUAAUGUUCUUUGGAAAUUCAUGGAGAUUAUGGUUUUUUUUAUAAAGUUUUUUGAAGAAGUUUCUUCAAUCUUAUUUGGGUCCUUCUUUGAAGAAAUAACACGUGAUCUUAAAGAGGAACGAAAAGAAUAAAAAAUUACCAAACAGACAGAGAUCAGGACGAAGAAAAAACUGUCGAAAGAUCCCCAAAAAUGCAAAGAAUGACGUCAACAUUCGAUUAUUUCCUCGAAGGAGUCUAUAAUACGAUUAAGACUCCUUUUAAGGUUUUUUUUGUAAUUUUUUUCUUGAAAUUUUGUCUUCUUGAGUUAAGAAUUCUCUUAAUUCUAGAUUAAUCACGAAGACUUUAAAUAUUUUAAAGUUUUUUAUUUGAAUGCAGGAUUAAUUUUGAAUGUUUUUAUAGCAUUUAAAGAAUUUAAGAAUAUUUUAAUUGAACUGGAGGCGCAAUAACUUCAAGAUUUAUGUUGCUGUGUAGUUUAAAAUUAAUUAAUUUAAUUUUAAUUAAGGGUAGUUUGUUGUGCAGACUUUCCCCUCCCUGUUCAAUGAUGAAAAAUGCUAUAACUGCAGAAGCCUGAAGAAGAAAAUAAACAUUUUCAAAACGUCGCUGAAUGCAAACAAUUGCAUUUUAAUCAUCAUUUUAUCCCCCGCAGACCGAAUUCCGAACAAUUUUUUGUAUAAAUAAAUAUCUUUUUAAAUAUUAUUUUUUAUCUAAGAAUCUUUUUUUUUUAAUUUAGCUUCUAAUAUUCUUUCAAUAAUUUAACGUAAUUUUUCUUAACCAAACUCUUCUAAUUCAUUCAAUCUACUAAAACAUUCCCAGGAAUAAAAAAUUAUUUAUGCAAAAAACUGAUAUAAAAAAUACAGAAAAUUAAGAAAAAAAAGCUCUAAUGGACUGAGGAUUAUUUUAUCUACGUAAUAAAAUAUCUAAUGGUUAAAUAAAAGGUACAUUGAAGGUGAAAUGAAAAGCAUAAUAUGACUGUUUAAGUCAUGAAAUACGAAUAAAAGAUUUUAGAAUUUAACUAACUGAAUUAUGAGUAAAAAAAAUGAGAAAAACACCAAAAAAAAAGAAACUUAUUAAUCUUAAAGGAUGAACAAAAAAACUUUUUUAAAGGAAAGAGUUUGAGUUCUCACAGAGAGAUCCGCGAGAGGAACAAGAUGAAAAAGAGAGAGAUAAUCAACUGUCGUGUGAAAAUUCAAAAAUUGCAUUUUGCAAAAGAAACAUUAUAUACCUACAUAAUUAUCGAGAAUUUAUACAUUAAAUAAAAAGUUUGAGAAAUGUAAAUUUUCUCAAAAGAAAAAUCAGACACAAUCCACUUUACACAAGGAAUCAAUAACAAAUUUCGAUAAUAUUUCUCUCUAGUUAUUCAUUUUAUUGUGACAAAUAAAUUAUAUAGGUACAUUUUGAUGAAUAUUUAUACAUCUUAUACAUGUGAGAAAAACAGACAAAUUUUUACCAAAAAUUUCUUUUUACAAAAUAAAACAAUUUUUCACGUUUGAUGGUUACACAACAACAAAAACACCCCCGCGUGAGUGUUUUAAUUAACGUAUAAGACAUUUGUGAAAAUUAACACACCCCCAGUAACAAUUUUGAAAAAAUUAUAAAAUUAAACAAAAAAAAAUACUCAAUGAAUUUUAGCGUAAUAAAAAAAAUAGCAAAGAAAAAACAUGUGACGUGAUUUUUAGUUAAUAGCAUUUAACGUGGGUUUUUUAGGUCGCCCAAUGGUUUUUUAUUGAUGCUUAUUAACUAGAGGAAAAAAGCGUAACUUUUAAGUGUAGUUUAGCUGAUGGAAGAAUAAAUUUUGUAAAUAGUUGUAGCUGAAAUAUAGAAAGAAGAAAAA